GUGUUGCACCGACAGACGCGGGGCGGGACUCGAUUCUCACAUCCGCCAAAUUGUUGCAAAACGUCCGACUUACAGCCAGGAGUCAGCGGAUAAAGUCGAACAAAACAGGGGCAAGACGUCUGUCGUCGAACUUGUGACGGAUCUUGAGAUGAUGGCAGAGGAAGCAGCAAUAGUUGAAGAAGACAUCAGUCCAGCUCAGAUCUCUGGUUCUGAGAGUCCUCUGGUUGCAGUCACCUUCCAGAGAAAUGUUCACAGGAAACAGAAGUACCUUGAAGCUGAGCCGAAAGCUCUGGGGAUCACUCAGGUUGGCCUGAGUAUGUAUAUGAUCAUCUGUGUAGCUGUGUUUCAGGCUAAAGGCCUUAGUAGUCUGAGCACUGACAUACCGUUCUUCAUUUCAUCUCUGUUGGUGGUAAUAGCUGGGAAUGUGGCUGUAGCAGCACAGAACCUCCAUGUGCCAACACUAAGGGCCUGUUUGGGGAUGCAGAUUGUGUCAUGCGGCGCCUCCAUCUUCAACAUAAUCUGCAGUCUGAUUAAAAUGGAAGGGAUGCCCUACUAUUGCUGGAGUUAUUACUAUGACAACGACACACUUCAUUAUGGCGAAAUCUGCCAUAAAAUUGAGAAUGUCCAGUCCCAUUUUUUUGCUGGGAGUGUGCUCAUCCAAGCUACUCUGUUGGCCAUAUCUGCCACACUGGCAGCCUACUGCUGCAAGGUGGCCAACUGUUGUGGUCCAGCUCCCAAAAUGCCAGUGAUCACUGUACAAACGCCCCCUGUUCAACAGUGAGGAGACAGACCAGAUGAGUACAGAGAACUGAUGUACAGCUGCAAACAAAUGCUACAAAAGUUAAAGCUGCACGAAUCAAUAUUUUUAUAUUAACAAAUCAAAUUACUAUGUAUUAUAUCAAAGGGGUAAUGAACCAACAGAGAAUUAAUUUCAACUAUGCAGUUACUCUCAUUCCUGUUUAGCUUUUUAGCCCCAGUUAGCUCCCUGUUUUGCUCUGCAAGGCAGCCAUCUUUACUAUUAUCACCCCUUAUUUAGACCUGACAAAGCCACUGUGCGCUAUCUGCUCAGUACCGCAGACAAAGCUAGGAACUAGCUGGUGGAGUAUGUAGGAGCUAAGAAGCCAGAUAGUUGUUUUCAUAUGUUGGUGGAGGCCAAAACACAGCUCCAAAACAAGCUAUUCUCUAAUGUUUGCUAACAUAUUUGCCACAACCUUAUAAGGUGACAGUAUAUUAAUGCUGUGUCUAUAGCUUGAUCUAUUGCUCUCUAGUGGCUAAUCCAAGUGUAAGAAAGCUAUGGGUUAUCUAAAGUUCUAGGACUGGUCAUGGUGCACAGACCACAUCACAGUGAAGAAUGUAACGUCAUUGUCAUGAGUCACAUGGCACGGUGCCAUCAACAGCAAGACCUAUCAUCUAACCUUCAUGUGGAGGACCAUCACUGGUGAUGAGAGGUGGGUCUGCAGCUACCACUGAGAAAAGAAACAGCAGUUGAUACAAUAGUAGAAACACAGUCUCCCACACUGGACAAGGCAGGUCAGGCCAGACGCAAUGGGAGCAUGCUUGUUAUUUUCUUUAACAGUCAUAUGAUUGUGUACUGGAAUUUUUGGCCACAAUGAAAGUAAAGUUGAAGGGUUAUUGUUUUGUCAAAAUGUACGAGAUUGAGCAUACAUUGCAGAUUGUGUUUGAAGCUAGAAGCGCCGUAUCACUAAACAAGAAGACUGCUUAUAUGCUUAUAUGGGGAUGGCAGCCAAAUUUAAAUCUGUUAUGGUUUUAAUUUACCUUUUUACUUUUUGAUCACCCCUUAGCACCUCAGUGUUACCGUCCUCACUAACCAAUCACUUAUAUUGUAUUUGUACUUGUAUGUAAUCACUCUAAUAAUUAACCAUACAGUUUUUAGCAGCUAAAAUUCUGCAGUUGGCGCAAACACCUGAAAUAUGUCCAGAAUGAAAAUGCAUUUACAUAAGUUUUGAUGAUUUGGGGUUUCAAGUGCACGAAAUAACUUAAAAGUAUAAAUGCAUCAGAAGGGAAAAGCCUUACAUUCAGUGAUGUGGCUUCUUAAACUCUGUUAUACAGCAAAAUCUAUCUGAAGUUUGUUAACAUUAACAAACAUUAGCCACCAAAGGCUACUGGUUAUACCAAAUAAAGUGAGGCUGUAGCAGUUGUUUUUGACAAAAUUUGACAUAAAUUUUUCUUGUCAGAGUAAUGCCUUAAAAGUGGCUUAGCCUCACGUUAACACGUCAUUAGAAAUAUCCAUCCAUUAGCUAUUUAUAAGGUGUUGCCAGGAUGCCUUGACACUGAGCGAAAGGCAUUAGAUAUAUCACAGAGUCUAAUUAAUGCAACUAACUCUGUUAAGAUUACAAAUAAAUGUAGUUUUUACUGUGCAACAUGGGUAAAACCCCAAAUUAAGGCACAAUAAUGCUUUUAUGAAAAUAUGUUCAAAUUGUUUUCGAUAUUCUGUUGAUCACAAGCUUAAUGCUUCAUUGUGUCAUUUGUAAAGAACAAGUACAAAUAUAAAACAUCAACAGACA
This is a messenger RNA of Amphiprion ocellaris (clown anemonefish), 2525 nucleotides long. RefSeq lists its product as uncharacterized. The transcript is spliced from 7 exons. The coding region runs from base 149 to 781 and encodes 210 amino acids. Lineage: Eukaryota; Metazoa; Chordata; Actinopteri; Pomacentridae. The record is from RefSeq and is a predicted model, not a curated record.